AUGUUUAGUGUAGCUUUUCGUAUGCUUGCUGAAGAAAUAAAUGAUGAGGAACAAAAUAAAACAAAUAUUCAAAGGGUUGCAAGGAGAAAUAUGCGUGAUGCUUCUAACCCAUUAGAGCUACCACAGUCAUUGUUCGAAAAAUAUUACCGGGUUAACAAACCUGCUUUUGCGUAUUUACUGCAAAUACUGACAUUGCAUUCACAGCCGCCAAAAAAUUCAUCUGGUGUAAGCUCUGUUUUGAAGCUCAGUGCCUGUUUGCGCAUCUUUGCAGAAGGCGGAUAUCAAACAGGUGUUGGAAAGGACAGUGACGUUGCUUUGGCUCAGCCCACUUUUAGUAAAGUGCUUACAGAAGUUGUUCGCAUAUUAGAAGCACAGCUUUGCCCGGUAUGGAUAAAAUUUCCUACAACAGCAGAGGAAAAACGAAAAAUUGCCCUAGCUUUUUAUAUCAAAUAUAAAAUACCGGGAGUUAUUGGAUGCGUUGAUGGAACGCAUAUACAGAUUAUUGCUCCAUCUAAAAAUAAACAUCUUUUUUAUAAUAGGAAAGGAAACUAUAGUUUGAAUGCUACGCUGAUUUGUGAUCAUGAGCUCAGAAUCCGGUACGUUAAUGCAACUCAUCCUGGUGCUUGCCAUGACUCCUUUAUAUGGAGAACUAGUAAUAUUAGGGCUCACCUGGAAGGGAAAUACUUGCAAGGCUCUCACAACUUUUGGCUUUUAGGUGACGCUGGUUAUCCUUUGGAGCCGUGGCUUUUGACACCUCAUCGUGUUCCAGAGGAUGGUUCCACGGAAAUGCGGUUCAAUGAGGUACACUCAAAGAGCCGUAACAUUAUUGAACGAACAAAUGGCGUAUUGAAGAAUAGAUGGCGAUGUCUUAUUGGUGCAAGGGUGCUUCAUUACUGCCCGGAGAAAGCCGCAAAAAUUACAAAUGUAUGCUGUGCUCUUCACAACAUAUGUUUGCAUUUCAAAGUAAGGGAAGAACCAUAUGAACCAAUCAGUGGUGUGGAAACAGCAGAAGAGGAAACAAGUUCAUCAAUUACAACGCAAUACUUAACCACAGCUCAGUCAAUCAGAGCAAAUAUUGGAAGCACCUUAUAAAAUAAUAACUAUUUAACAUAUU
Molecule: messenger RNA, 1114 nt
Organism: Calliphora vicina (urban bluebottle blowfly)
Lineage: Eukaryota; Metazoa; Arthropoda; Insecta; Diptera; Calliphoridae
Product: putative nuclease HARBI1
Exons: 4
Coding region: 1-1092 (363 amino acids)
Source: RefSeq, a predicted model, not a curated record